Messenger RNA from Exophiala viscosa, 1510 nucleotides. RefSeq lists its product as uncharacterized. Lineage: Eukaryota; Fungi; Ascomycota; Eurotiomycetes; Chaetothyriales; Herpotrichiellaceae. The transcript is spliced from 3 exons. The coding region runs from base 279 to 1238 and encodes 319 amino acids. The record is from RefSeq and is a predicted model, not a curated record.
GUGCCUAGUAGUAUGGAUGGCACCACGUUGCUCCAGUCAUGAUUUCAACUGUCGUCAUGAUCCUCCAAUGUCUCUUGGCUCUUUGAUGCCCGACAUAUCAAGACGUCGUAGGGUACCAGUAGUGUAGGUCUUCACAACAUCAGCACACCAGCACUUUAGACGACAGCAAGUCUGUAGAUGUCCAUAUCCCUAUUUACAUUCGCAUCAUAUCCAAGCACAUCCAGGUUUCUCGUACACUUAUAAAUAGAAUCACCAACUCAACACCCAAAGCACGCAACAUGUCUUCACUAUUCAGCAGCAACACCUUCAAUCCAGACAAGGACAUUCCCGAUCUAACUGGCAAGACAUACAUCGUCACAGGUGGUUCAGCAGGCAUAGGAUUCGGCAUAGCCGCGCACCUCCUCCAGCACAAUGCCAGUAGCAUCACCAUCCUCUCCAACAAAGAAGAACACGCCCAAUCCGCCAUCGAAGAACUAAAAGAAUACGGCGACACCAGCAAAGUCCACUGGACUAAAUGCGAUCUCGAAGACCUCAAAUUCACCGACAAAGUGGCCACUGAACUCGCCCAAUCCCACCAGAAGAUCGAUGGUCUCAUCCUCAAUGCGGGACUAGGCGUCGGCGUCUACAACGAAACAAAAGACCACCUAGACUCACACUUCCAAGUCAACCACCUCUCCCAAUUCCGGCUACUACUCAAACUCCUCCCCAAUCUCCAAGCAACACCUUACUCACGCAUCGUCUUCGAAUCCUCCGACCUCCACAGAGGCGCCACCGCCGACACCAAAUUCGAAUCCGAAACCGAAAUCAACCGAGACAUCGGCCCGACUAAGCUCUACAACCGCACCAAACUCGCCCAGAUCCUCAUCUGUCGCGCUCUCCAGCGCCGCAUCGAUAACCACCAAUUAGGUUUCACCUCAGGUACGAAAGUCUUCGUCAAUGCAGUCCACCCAGGCGGCGUCGAGACCGACCAGCCCAAACAGGCCGAGGAAGCCUACGGCACGCUCGGCGUAAUCGGCCAUAACCUAAUCAAGCCACUCAUGAAAGAUCCAGUCUCCCAGGGUUGUCGUCCCGCUCUGUACGCCACGACGAGCAAGGAGAUCGAGGAACAGGGCAUUUCGGGUCAGUAUAUCGUGCCUGACAAGAAGGUCACUUCACCUAGCAGUACCGCGCAGGACGACCAGCUCGGUGAACAACUGUGGAAUUUGAGCGAGCAGAUUCUCAAAGACCGCUUAGGAUGAGAGCUGGCGGAACAGUACCGCCAAGGACGACCAACUCGGUGAAAACCUGUGGAACCUGAGUGAGCAGAUCCUCAAGGAGCAGUUAGGAUAGGAGCUGGCCGAGCAGUACCGCAUAAAACGAGUAGCUCGGUGAGAAGCUGUGGAAUCUCAGUGAACAGAUUCUCAAGGAUCAAUUAGGAUAGAUCUUGAAAGAAUCCGACGAAACCGAACGAUGUGAUUUAUCUUAGCUAUAACUAUAAAGUAAUUCGUUAUGAUGAGUUGAUGACUACCUG